Molecule: messenger RNA, 701 nt
Organism: Puntigrus tetrazona (Sumatra barb)
Lineage: Eukaryota; Metazoa; Chordata; Actinopteri; Cypriniformes; Cyprinidae
Product: NADH dehydrogenase [ubiquinone] 1 beta subcomplex subunit 9-like
Exons: 5
Coding region: 22-501 (159 amino acids)
Biological process (GO): mitochondrial electron transport, NADH to ubiquinone
Source: RefSeq, a predicted model, not a curated record
CAGAAGUGACUCAGAGGAAAGAUGGCGGCUGCCUACUUGACUCACCAUCAGAAGGUCCUGCGACUUUACAAGAAAUCACUUAGACACAUCGAGUCAUGGUGUAUUUUCAGGGAUAAAUACCGCUUCUAUGCAUGUUUGCUGCGAGCACGCUUUGAUGAGAACAAGCAUGAGAAGGACAUGAUGAAGGCCACCAUGAUGCUGAAGGCAGGUGAGGAGGAAUUCUGGGACAAUCAGCACCCGCAACCCUACGUGUUCCCAGACUCACCUGGAGGAACAUCCUAUGAAAGAUAUGAGUGCUACAAAAUUCCUGAAUGGUGUCUGGAUCACUGGCAUCCCUCAGAGAAAGCCAUGUACCCUGAUUACUUUGCUAAGAGGGAGCAGUGGAAAAAGCUGCGGGUUCAGAGCUGGGAAAAAGAGCCAGAACACACAGCAGAUUAUUAUCAUCAUGGAUCCUCUCACCAUACAACUAGUCCAGCAGCUGCAAGCCGAAACCCCUGCUGAUGGCCCUAAAUCUGAGGUCCUGCCUCCGGCCCGCAAAGAAGGAGACCUCCCACCCCUAUGGUGGCAGUUUGUCACUCGUCCCAGAGAGCGUCCCAUGUAAGGAUGUGUUCUGAAGAUAAUUUAGAACAGGUGUUUGAAACAGCCCUGAGAUUGUCAAACACAUUUUGUCUUUAAUCCUAAUUAAAGUAUUAUGCAAAUAA